UUUUAUUCCCUGCUCCUGUUAUCUUUCUUUUAUCCGUUUCCCUACUCUCACAUCAAAUGCAACAAUUUACAGCCUUUGGGUAACCGUUUCGAAAACGCAAUUUGCAGACAGAAACCCCUUUGUUACUUUUGAGUGGAACGUAAUUUUGAAAGGGUUUUAACGGUUAUCCAACAACCCAAAUCAGAUCCCCUCUUUCUCUUUCUUAACCCUCCACACUUCUUUGGGACAAAAAUUGUAUACUUUGCAUUAGAAAUAAGCCCUUUGUUAAGCCAAGUUAUCCAUUACUUUCCUUUCACAGCCUCACUACAAACAAAGAUGUUUACCAUGGAAAUGUUUAAGAAACCUUUCUUUGCAACUACUUUUGUUUUGUUUAUGAUCCUUUGCGAUGUAUCAUUGGCGACAAAAGAUAACCAAAAGAAUACUUACAUAGUCCACAUGGCCAAAUCCAAAAUGCCAGCAAGCUUCAACCACCAUUCAGUUUGGUAUAAAUCGAUUAUGAAAUCAAUAUCUAACUCAACAGAGAUGCUCUACACCUAUGACAACACAAUCCAUGGAUUGUCAACAAGAUUAACACUGGAAGAAGCCCGAUUAUUGAAGAGUCAAACUGGGAUUCUAAAGGUACUACCAGAGAAAAUAUAUAAGCCACUCACAACUCGAACACCAAAAUUCCUCGGGUUAGAUAAAAUCGCUGAUAUGUUCCCUAAAUCAAAUGAAGCAAGUGACAUCGUUAUCGGACUCCUCGACACUGGUGUUUGGCCCGAAAGCAAGAGCUUCGAAGAUACUGGACUGGGACCCAUCCCUAGUAGUUGGAAAGGCAAAUGUGAAUCAGGUGACAAUUUCACUACCUUAAAUUGCAAUAAGAAAUUGAUAGGAGCCAGAUUCUUCUUAAAAGGUUACGAGGCUUCAAUGGGUCCCCUUAAUGCAACCAACCAAUUCAGAUCACCACGAGACGCUGAUGGCCACGGCACCCACACCGCAAGCACAGCCGCAGGGUCUGCAGUGAAAGGCGCCAGCCUAUUCGGCUAUGCUUCUGGGACAGCACGUGGGAUGGCCUCACGUGCCAGAGUCGCUGUUUACAAGGUUUGUUGGGGAGAUACUUGUGCUGUUUCGGAUAUAUUGGCUGCAAUGGACGCAGCCAUCUCCGACAACGUCAAUGUCAUUUCUGCAUCACUCGGAGGCGGAGCAAUCGAUUACGAUGAAGAAAAUCUUGCUAUUGGAGCCUUUGCAGCAAUGGAGAAAGGGAUUGUAGUUUCCUGUGCUGCAGGAAACACGGGUCCUGAUAGCUCUUCUCUCCAAAAUAUAGCACCUUGGAUGAUCACCGUGGGAGCUGGCACACUAGAUCGUGAUUUUCCGGUAAAUGUUAACCUCGGGAAUGGACAAAACUAUUCUGGAGUAUCAAUUUAUGAUGGUAAAUUUUCACGCCAUACUUUAGUGCCACUCAUAUAUGCUGGGAAUGCCAGUGCAAAAAUAGGUGCGGAGUUGUGUGAGACAGAUAGCUUGGAUCCAAAAAAGGUUAAGGGAAAAAUUGUGUUGUGUGAUCGUGGAAAUAGUUCUAGGGUAGAGAAAGGACUUGUGGUGAAAUCUGCCGGCGGUGUGGGCAUGGUGUUAGCAAAUUCGGAAUCCGACGGAGAGGAAUUGGUGGCAGAUGCCCAUCUUUUACCAACAACUGCAGUGGGUUUCAAGGCUGGGAAACUCAUCAAGUUGUACUUACAAGAUGCUCGAAAACCAACAUCUAGGCUUAUGUUUGAGGGAACAAAGGUUGGAAUUGAGCCGUCGCCAGUUGUUGCAGCAUUUAGCUCUCGGGGCCCAAACCCAAUAACACCAGAGGUAUUGAAGCCUGAUUUCAUUGCUCCAGGUGUCAACAUCUUAGCCGCAUUUACGAAGCUUGUGGGUCCCACUAACCUUGACCAAGAUGAUAGGCGCGUGGACUUCAACAUAAUUUCAGGUACAUCCAUGGCAUGCCCUCACGCAAGCGGUAUAGCAGCUUUGAUCAAGUCAUUUCAUCCAGAUUGGAGCCCAGCUGCAAUUCGGUCUGCGCUUAUGACCACAGCUUAUACAACUUACAACAACGGUAAAAAAUUGCUAGACAGUGCCACAAAUGGCCCGUCAACGCCGUUUGAGGUCGGUGCUGGACAUGUGAACCCUGUUGCUGCGCUUAAUCCAGGUCUUGUCUAUGAUUUAGCAGUGGAUGAUUAUCUCAACUUCCUUUGUGCACUAAACUACACACCUGAUAGGAUUGAGGUUGUGGCGAGGAGAAAGUUCAGGUGCAAUGCACACAAGCACUACAGUGUAACCGACUUAAAUUACCCUUCAUUUGGUGUGGUGUUUAAACCAAAAGUGGGAGGGUCCGGUGCAACGAUAGUUAAACACAAACGAACUCUUACUAAUGUAGGGGACGCAGGAACAUACAAAGUAUCAGUUACAGUUGAUAUUUCAUCUGUCAAGAUCGCAGUUGAGCCAAAUGUGUUGAGCUUCAACAAAAAUGAGAAAAAAUCAUACACAAUCACGUUUACGGUUUCAGGUCCACCACCGCCAAGUAAUUUUGGUUUUGGACGUUUAGAAUGGUCAAAUGGAAAGAAUGUUGUCGGAAGUCCUAUCUCAAUUACCUGGGAAUCGGGACGUGCAUGAAAACUGUAAAAAUGUUGAUCAAAGCCUAAUGGAUGUAGUUAUAAUACAAUAAAGUUGAAUGUUACAAUA
Molecule: messenger RNA, 2697 nt
Organism: Glycine soja
Lineage: Eukaryota; Viridiplantae; Streptophyta; Magnoliopsida; Fabales; Fabaceae
Product: subtilisin-like protease SBT1.7
Exons: 1
Coding region: 316-2628 (770 amino acids)
Biological process (GO): proteolysis
Molecular function (GO): serine-type endopeptidase activity
Source: RefSeq, a predicted model, not a curated record